AUGAUAGGUGACUAUGAAGAACGAAAACCAUUACUUCAAGACACGGAUUCGUUGGGUAUUAAUAACAACGAUCGGCUUCUUAACGAGCGUAGAACAACUUCCUUUAUGAAUAUGAGUAAUGAAAAGUGUGAAAUCCACCGAAAUUCAUCACAGCUCGAAGCAUCACAAUCAUCAUGGACUCGAUGGACACAUGUAAUAUUUUGGUGGUGGCUCAAUCCACUUCUUCGUUUAGGUCACAAGCAAAUACUGACUGAUGACGAUCUUGAAGAUUUACCUCGUCAGGAGAAAUGUUUACCUUCGUUUCAAAAGCUGCUUAUGUACGAUUGGUCAACUACAACAACGACAUGGCGUAUAGUUUUAAGUGCAUUUAGAAACGAAACGUUCUUCGUUGGUCUUAUUCUCGUGCCAUUUCUUAUUGUUCGUCUGCUACAGCCGUUAUUUUUACGUGACAUCAUACAGCAAAUAAAUUCAAUGGAAUCUACUUCAUUGGAUUUGAAAUCGAUCAGCAUUUCAGUAUUUGGAUUAAUAUUGUGUACAAUUAUACAUGCAAUGGUUUUCCAACAAUUUUUCUUUCGCUCAGCUCUAUUAGGACGUCGCAUUCGUCAUGCGCUAUCAUCGAUUAUUUAUCAACACGUGCUCGCGAUUCAAACAUCUGCAAUUCAACAAACAACUUCGGCUCAAAUAAUCAAUUUGUUGUCUGAUGACAUCAGUAAAUUCGACGAACUAUGGACUGAUGGACAUUUUCUAUGGGUAGGACCUCUAGAAACUUUAUUUACGUUUCUUAUUUUGUGGUGGAUUGUCGGUUUAGUGCCAACAAUAUGCAGUGUUAUAACGGUUCUUUUACUAAUCCCGAUACAGUUCGUGCUUAGUCGAUUAUUCGCCCAUUAUCGUGCUGUAAAAAUGACGCAUGCUGACAAGCGUCUUCAAGUAUUUAGUGAAAUUCUUCAUGGAUGUCAGCUUAUUAAGAUAUAUAAUUGGGAAAAACCUAUGGAGAAAAGAGUGGCUGAUAUGCGUCAACAUGAAUUAGCUACUAUAAAACGUGCAAACCAUUUACGAGCAAUCAAUGAAUGUCUAUUUUUCUCUUCGCCGUGUUUGUUCAGUUGUGUCACUUUUCUUAGUCUUUGGUUUCUUGGUUAUCAUUUGAAUGCAGCAGAUGUUUUUGUUACUCUGAAUUAUUUUAUUCAAUUAAGAUUUUCCCUGUUUCGAUUGCUUCCAUUGAAUAUUCAACAGUUGAGUAGUGUGUCAGUUGCGUCGAAACGUAUUGAUUCAUUUAUGAAGCUUGAAAAAGUUCAACCUCAAAACUCAAUGUUAAAUGUAAGCAUAUAUAAGAGCGAAAAUGACAUCAUUGUUUUACGUAAUGCCUCAUUUUCGUGGGGAAAUGAUCAGACUGAUCUAUCAUCCCUUAAUAUACACAUAGAAUCUGGUCAAUUAGUUGGUAUCAUGGGAUCUGUCGGUGCUGGAAAAUCAUCGCUAUUUGCCGCUCUGUUGGGUGAAAUGAAACAGAUCAGUGGACAGAUGCAAGUGAAUGGCUCGGUUUCCUAUGCUGCCCAAUCCCCUUGGAUAUUUGCUGACACCAUUCGUGCUAACAUCCUGCUCGGUAAGGAGAUGAAUGAGAAACGCUAUACGUCUGUUAUACGCGCAUGUUGUCUCGAUAUCGAUUUUAAAGCAUUGGGAAAUGCUGGUGAUUUAACAGUCGUGGGAGAGAGAGGGGUUAAUCUAAGUGGUGGACAAAAGGCACGUGUUUCGUUGGCACGAGCAAUCUACGUCGACGCCGAUAUUUAUCUGUUCGAUGAUCCACUUUCAGCUGUUGAUCCAAAAGUAGCCGAACAAAUCUUCAAUGCUUGCAUCAGUUCUCAAGGACUUCUGAGUGAGAAAACACGACUAUUGAUCACUCAUCAAAGACGCUUUAUAGCUGCAUCCGAUAUCUCAGUUUUACUUGAGGGUGGUCAUAUUGAAGCACAAGGGCCUUUUCAAGAAUUAUCUGUGCGUUAUUAUCCGACGAGUGAGAUUAAGGAUGAUAUUCAAAGAAGUACGCAUAGAGACAACGUACAAGAAAUCAGUAUCGAUGAGUUAGAUUUCAAAAAAGCCGUUGCUGACAGUCAGUCAAUCAUACAUAAUGAAACAUCGCUCAGUGGCCACGCCAAUUGGAAGAUUCGAUAUCGUCUAUUUACUGAAACAUCUUUAGGAUAUUUUGGUUUCUACAUACUCAUAUUUCUGCUUGUUGUUGGUGAAUUUCUUUACAAUAUUUCGAACUACUGGCUUGUAGAAUGGACAAAUAAAACUUAUAUUACACAACAAACUGUUACAUAUUUUGCCUACAUAUAUGUUAUCCUAGUACUAGGCAUAGUAGUGAUGUCGUAUGUACGUGCUGAUUAUUGGUUCUAUGUUCUAUUGAAUGGUUCAGCUAGUUUACACAAUCGUAUGCUCAAAGGAAUCUUAUAUAGUUCAAUGCGGUUUUUCGAAAGUAAUCCAAGUGGUCGGAUUCUGAACCGAGCAAGUCAAGAUCAGCGGACGAUUGAGGAAAUAUUGCCAGCGAUAUUCUUUGACGCUGUCCAGGUAUUCAUGACUGUGUUGGGUUCAGUCAUUGUUAUCGUUCUCAUCAAUCCGCUUGUCUCCAUUGUUGUUAUUCCACUCAUUGUUGCCACAUGGUAUCUUCGAAAUUUUCAUAUAGUUUCCGGUAGACAAUUGAGACGUCUCGAAAGUGUAACACGUAGUCCUGUCUACGCAUUCUUCUCAUCAUCACUAGACGGUCUGACAACCAUUCGAGCUUUCAAAGUUCAGGAAGAUUUUAAGAAAACAUUUUUUGAACUGAUAGAUGCAAAUACACGUGCUUACGUACCGAUGUUAGCUAGCAAUCAUUGGCUUGGCUUUCAUCUUGAUCUCAUUGUUAUUCUAUUUCAAAUGGCUACUAUCAUAAUCGGUGUGAUGACGUGUAAUGCAAAUACAUCAGCAGCAUUGGCUCUCGCGUUGGCAUAUUCUAUUACUUUAUCACAAAGACUUGCACGAUGUAUGCAGCAAUUAGCUGAAACUGAAAUUCAUAUGACGAGUGUGGAACGCAUUGACGAAUAUGCUCAAAUAUCACCAGAGGAAGACGAUGGUGGUAAUCAAGAAACGUUAGAAAUAGAAAGUAAUUGGCCAAGUCUGGGAGAAAUCGAAUUUCGAAACUACACCAUGCGCUAUCGACCUGAGUUAGAACCAGUAUUGUGCAAUAUCAAUUUACACAUUAGUCCAAUGGAAAAGAUUGGUAUUAUUGGUCGUACAGGAGCUGGAAAAUCGUCUCUUUUUCAGGCACUCUUUCGAUUGGUUGAGAGAGCGGCCGUUAACGGCGAAAUUUUCAUUGAUGGUAUCGCUAUAAGCCGUCUCAAACGCAGUCAUCUUCGGUCACAUCUUAGUGCUAUUCCUCAAACACCUGUUCUAUUCAGUGGUACACUUCGUUACAAUCUUGAUCCAUUUGAUAUAUAUACAGAUGAAGAAUGUUUCAACGCGCUAAAAGAUGUUCAACUCAAUCAUUUUAUUGGUCUCGAUAUGCCUGUAACUGAAUACGGCAAAAAUUUUAGUGUUGGUGAAUGUCAGCUCAUCUGUGUAGCUCGAGCUCUUCUUAAGCAUAGUAAGAUAUUAUUGAUCGAUGAAGCAACAGCGAAUAUUGAUCAUGAAACAGAUGCAUUAAUUCAAAAAGUCAUCGCUGAUAAAUUUCGAGAUCGUACGAUUUUAACGAUCGCCCAUCGACUGAAUACCGUAGCCGAAAGUGAUCGAAUACUUGUGAUGGAUCAAGGACGAAUAGCUCAGUUUGAUGUGCCAAACAAAAUUUUAUAA
Molecule: messenger RNA, 3813 nt
Organism: Adineta ricciae
Lineage: Eukaryota; Metazoa; Rotifera; Eurotatoria; Adinetida; Adinetidae
Source: the annotation of a GenBank genome assembly